Molecule: messenger RNA, 6734 nt
Organism: Mauremys mutica (yellowpond turtle)
Lineage: Eukaryota; Metazoa; Chordata; Testudines; Geoemydidae
Product: zinc finger protein 850-like
Exons: 10
Coding region: 424-4173 (1249 amino acids)
Biological process (GO): regulation of transcription by RNA polymerase II
Molecular function (GO): RNA polymerase II cis-regulatory region sequence-specific DNA binding; DNA-binding transcription factor activity, RNA polymerase II-specific
Source: RefSeq, a predicted model, not a curated record
AGGUAGGACCAGCCCCUCAGCAUCGUCUCGGGCUCCCCCACUCGGGGACCCCCCCUCCCAGCUCCCCAGCAUCUGCGGGCCCCAGGGAGGGGGAUCGAGCAGGUGCUGGAUACACACGGAGAACAGGGCAGACGGAGGCGCCGGAUCGGAAGACCAGGAGCCCCCAGCCCCAGGACACCAGAUGGAUGCACAAGUGGGCGGAGUUAAUGUUGAACGGGCGGAUCUUGGAAUUUCCUAACAUUCAAGUGGUUGGCUUUGCAACCUAAAUAAUGUACUUUUAAUGUAGUGUUUCAUAUGGAUCUUUUGCUGCAGGCUGCGCAGAAGGAGGCUGGAUGCUCCCGACAGGUCCCACGCAUGUUUAUUGAGAUUGGCAUCUGAGAGUGCAGGCCCUAGCUCGAAGUGCAGUUGCUCCUGAGAUAGACCAUGGCCACAGAACUGGGUACAAGUGCAGAUUUGGGUCUCCAGUUACAGAUGCCUUUAGAGCAGGGCGUGCAGCCCCCAGUAAAAAGGGAGGAACAAGACCCACCAGGCCCCGAGCCAGGGCAGGGAGUGGAGCAAGGAGAGAACCUUCCCUUUGUUGUCUGUUCUGGGACCAUCGGGGAAUUAUUGAGGUGGGCGGCUCCGCAACCGUCCAGGACUCAGAGGCAGGACGAGCCGCCCCAGCGCUGGGAAGUCCAGUGGCAGGAGGUGCUGCAGGCCCUAUGGACCCCUCCUGAAGUUGUGCCGGCCCCGGUGACACUACAGCUGCCUGAGCUGGCACCAGGGGACGAUAUUGAGGCCUAUCUGGCCAACUUCGAGCACGUGGCUAAUGCCUGCCAGUGGCCAAGAGGAGAGUGGGUAACGCGACUCGUGCCGGCACUCAGCGGAAAAGCCCGACAGGUCUACAGCAGCCUGGAGGCUAGAGACAGCAGAGACUAUGGGAAGGUGAAAGCUGCCAUCCUGCAAGGGGAGGACACCCGCCUGGAGACGCGGCGUCGAUGCUUCAGGCAGUUCCGCUACCAAGAGGCCGAGGGGCCCCGGGAGGCUUACAGCCGCCUCCGGGAGCUCUGCAAUCGCUGGCUGGAGCCGCAGAGCCGCACCAAGGAGCAGAUCCUGGAGCUGCUGAUCCUGGAGCAGUUCCUGACCAUCCUGCCGGAGGAAAUGCAGGGCUGGGUCUGGGAACGUGGCCCAGAGUCCAGCGCCCAAGCGGUGGCCCUGGCAGAGGGGUUCCAGCUGGGGCAGCCAGAGGCUGGAUUAUGGGAGCAGCAGGUCACGGUGCGUGUGAAGGUUGAGGAAGUGACUUCGGAGAAGAUGGCUUCCCCUGAGGCAUUAUGGGAUGCUCCCGGCUCCCAGCUAGAGCAGCUGCAGCCCCAUCACGAGUGUGUAUCCCAGGAGGAGGUGGGACGAGCUGAGACCCCAGGACACCAGUAUGAACCACUCUGUGUCCCCAAAGAGGAGCCCCCGAUCCACCGGGAAAUGGAUGAUAAGUCAGGCCCUCUGCCUCAUUCAGAGCACAUGAUGGAUGGUGAACACAGGAUGGAUUCAGCCUGUUACUUGUUCUCCAUGUCCACUGAAGGUGACAUGGUGCUGAACGCAAGUCCCCAGCUGGAGGUGCCAAGCGCAAGUCCCCAGCGGGAGGAGACAGAGAUGGCAGGGCCACGCAGGGUGCCCCUGGGAAGAUACAAAGGGAAGGCAUCACGGACUCAGCGCAGGGUGGGGAGGCAGCAUGGGAGCCCCGUUGGGAAAAGGGAGGUGGAACCAGCCCCUACCCUACCAGACUUGGGGAAGCCUGAACCCCAGCCCAGGCCUUUCAAAUGUGCUGAGUGUGGGAAAACCUUUUGCCGCAGCUCUGACCUGCUGAGACACAAACGGAUCCACCGAGGGGACCGGCCCCACCACUGCACUGAGUGCGGGAAAAGCUUUGUCCGGAACUCCCACCUCCUGAUCCACCAGGUGAUUCACCGUGGUGAACGCCCCUUCACAUGCAGCGAGUGUGGAAAGAGCUUUAGCCAGAGCUCCACCCUAACAAGACACCAGCAGAUCCACACUGGCGAGAAACCCCACCGCUGCCACCAGUGUGGCAAGAGCUUUGGGCGCAACUCCAACCUGACGCGGCACCAGAGGCUCCAUGCGGCCGAGCGGGUCUACCGGUGUGCGGGAUGCGGGGAGGCCUUCCGCAGCAGGGGGCUGCUCAUUUCUCAUCAGCGGUGCAGCAAGAAGGAGAGGCCAGAGGCUUGCAGAAAGCGCACAGCGCUGAGCUUUCUACAGCUGCAUCUUCACCGCCUCUGCAAGGAAAGCAAGGUGGAGUCUGUGACGUAUCCUGACUUUCUGGUUGAUACUGAGAGCAAUGGCCCCUUUCCACUGGAGGAUCCCAGCGAGGAGAGCUUCCCGCUGGCGCACUCGGCCGAGUUCUCGUGGAUGGAGCGAGGGGAGGAGCUAUGUGACGCCGAUUCAGAUGAGCGGGAGGAGCUGAGAGUUGUCCUGACAGAUGACGGGACCCUGAGUGAGGACGAGGAGGCUGACGAUGUGCAGGAGCAGGACGACGACGAUGGGGAGCCAGAAGGGCCAUUCUCAGCCCACUCCGAAGGGGACGAUUCCUGCGGGAGCUCUGAGAGGCCACAGGGUAGAUGGCGUGAUGCAGGUGCGGGUGAGCAGGCCUGCGAUGCAGAGGAUAAGCCGUUCCGGUGCUCCGAGUGUGGCAAGGGAUUUGCCCAGAGCUCCAACCUGAUCAAACACCAACGGGUCCACACCGGGGAGCGGCCCUACCGCUGCCACCAGUGUGGCAAAGCCUUCACCUGGAGCUCAUCGCUGCUGGAGCACCAGAAAUCUCAUGCUGGCGAAAAGCCCCACAGCUGUCCGGAGUGCGGGAAGAAGUUCAGCCGUGGCUCCACCCUGCUGGAGCACCAGCGCAUCCACACCGGCGAGAAGCCUUUCCGCUGCCACCAGUGCGGCGCCCGCUUCAGCCAGAGCUCCACACUGGUGCACCACCAGCGCACCCACACCGGGGAGCGGCCCUACCGCUGCGACGAGUGCGGGCGCAGCUUCGGCCGCAAGUCCACGCUGGUGACCCACCGCCGCACCCACACCGGCGAGAAGCCGUACCACUGCCUGGAGUGUGGACGCAGCUUUGUGGUCAGCUCGGACCUGGCCAAACACCAGCGCACGCACACCGGCGGCCAAGGCCCCUACCGCUGUGGGGAGUGCGGGGAGGGCUUUGGAUGGAGUGCCGCCCUGGCUGCCCAUCGGGCCAGCCAGCAUGGUGCAGAGAAGCCCUACCGAUGCUCUGAGUGCGGGGAGGCUUUCCACCAAAAUGCCACGCUGCUGGUGCACCAGCGCACCCACGCUGGCGACGAGGCCUUCACCUGCUCCGACUGUGGUGAGUGUUUCCUGGAGAGCGCCAAGCUGGCCCGGCACCGGCGCACCCGGCACAGCGCCGACGGGGAGGAGAAGCCUUUCAAGUGCUCCGAGUGCGGCAAGGGCUAUGCCCAGAGUGCCGGCCUGCGACACCACCAGCGAGAGCAACCCUUCCGCUGCCCGCAGUGCGGCCUGAGCUUCCUGUGGAGCUGCCGGCUGGCUGAGCACCGCCGCAGCUGCCGCAUGGCUGAGAAGCCAUACAAGUGCCCCGAGUGCGGCAAGAGUUUCGGCCAGAGCUCCAAGCUGCUGCGGCACCAGGUGACUCACACCGGCGAAAAACCCUACAAGUGUCCUGAGUGCGGCAAGAUCUUCAGCCAGAGCUCCAAUCUGGCGGAGCACCGGCGCACGCACGCCGGCCAGAAGCUCCACCGCUGCGGCAUCUGCGGCAAGAGCUUCGCCCUGGGCUCCUAUCUGGCCAAGCACCAGAUCACCCACACCGGGGAGCGGCCCUACCGCUGCACCGAGUGUGGCAAAGGCUUCCGGCAGAGCUCCAACUUGAUCCAGCACCAGCGCACCCACACCGGCGAGCGCCCCUACACCUGCCCCCAGUGUGGCAAAAGCUUCUGCCAGAACUCCCACCUCAUCAAGCACCGGCGCACCCACACCGGCGAGCGCCCCUACCGCUGCCCCCAGUGCGGCAAGAGCUUCCGCCAGAGCGCCAACCUGCUGGAGCACCAGAACACCCACACCGGCGAGCGUCCCUACCAGUGCGGCCAGUGUGGCAAGAGCUUUUGCUGGAGCUCAGCUUUCAGCAAACAUCAGAGGACUCAUCUCAGCUAGGGGAGCUGUGCUGGGACCUACCUGAGCUGGGGGCCCUGUAUUGGGACUCUGCGGGCCCACCUGAGCUGGGAUUCCCCCCGUACAGGGAUCACCAAGCCCCAUCUCCAGUUAUGGACCCCCAUAUGGGGAUCCCCAGGAGCCAGGGCAACACUGGGACCCCUCCCUGCUUCCCCCGUCUCCCCUCUGAGCUAGGGGACCCAAUAUGGAGACCACCAGGACACCCCAUGGACAUGCUGGAGAUCCCAGCCUAUCUUGCAUCAGGGUGGCCCUGGUUGAGCACUUCCAUCAGGGAAGCAGGAUCCAGUCAUGGCACAUGGAGGCAAACCAAGAUCAGGCUCUGUCAUGCCAGGUGCUGCACAGACACACAGUGAUUGAGAUCAAGGGCCAGUCGUGCCGGGCGCUGCACAGACACACAGUGACCGAGAUCAGGCCCCGUCAUGCCGGGCGCUGCACAGACACAUAGUGAUCGAGAUCAGGGGCCAGUUGUGCCAGGCGCUGCACAGACGCGCAGUGACUGAGAUCAAGGGCCACUUGUGCCGGGUGCUGCACAGACACGCAGUGAUUGAGAUCAGGGACCUGUCACACCCAGUGCUGCACAGACACGCAGUGACUGAGAUCAGGCCCGUCAUGCCGGGCACUGCACAGACACGCAGUGAUUGAGAUCAGGGACCUGUCACACCCAGUGCUGCACAGACACGCAGUGACUGAGAUCAAGGGCCACUUGUGCCGGGUGCUGCACAGACACGCAGUGAUUGAGAUCAGGGACCUGUCACACCCAGUGCUGCACAGACACGCAGUGACUGAGAUCAGGCCCGUCAUGCCGGGCACUGCACAGACACGCAGUGAUUGAGAUCAGGGACCUGUCACACCCAGUGCUGCACAGACGCACAGUGACUGAGAUCAGGCCCCGUCAUGCCGGGCGCUGCACAGACACGCAGUGACUGAGAUCAGGCCCUGUCACACCCGGUGCUGCACAGACACAGUCAACGACAGUCUCUGGUUUACGUCACUUACAUGUACUGCUUUCCAUUGCCUCCCCGUCCAAUGCAAGACUGACCGACCAGUGUAUUGGCACAGCCUUGUUCUGCAUAUCCCAAGUGGCUGAGAUUUCACUCUCUGUUGGGUGACCAUUGUACAACUCUCAUCUUUAACAAAUCUUUGGAACUAAACUCAUUUUGCUGACUCCUCUGGAGUUUUGUUAUUAAGAAGGAGGGGAAAAUGAGAGAUUUGUGCUUUGGAUCUAAUGACUAAGAAGACUGCUAAGUAAUUUUGUUAACCACAGGGUGAAAGGUGAGGUGCUGUUUUAAAUCAGAAAGGAGCUAAGGAGACAAGUAAUUGUGGGAAGAAGUGGACAGUUUCCACAAGCUUCAAACCCACGAUUGGCUCAGGAAGUCAGCAAAGCCCUAAUCACCAGGCUGCCAAAGACUGAGAGCCUCUUCCUCUAUUCAAAAUACUAUAGAGGGAAACUAGAGACUUUUAAGCUCUUCAAAUUCCUGAUCUUUGUGCCUAGCCUCCUUUUCUAGCUGGUCCCUCACCUGCACGUCCAUCUUUGUCCUUUUGCAAAACUGGGUUCCAGCCCUCCACCAAUUCCUCAGGACUCUUCCACACAGUAUGUUACUGGAUUGUGGAACUCUCUGCCACAGGAUGCUGCUGUCGCUGAGAACUUAGCCAGAUUCAAAGAGGGACUGGAUGUUUAUGUGGAUAACAAGACCUGUAUGAUAGUAAUUGAUAAAGAAGUGGGUUUGAAAGGGAUAUUAAACCUCAGGUUCCAAGGUUUAAGGUGAUCUCUAGCUAUUAAGAUUUAGGGUGAGACAAUCAUGUGGGUAGAUGAUCCCAAACAUGGUUCCUCUCACUUUCUUCUGCAGCAUCUGGUGCCAGAGAUAAGCCACUGGGCCAGAGGAAUCCCAGCUUCGAUACAGUCUGGCAGUCCCAGUUUUGAAAGCGCUCCCCUCACUAAUGUGCAGUUACAAUGAGAGCACCUAGGCAAGGCAAAAUAUUGUAGCGCAGACACAGGCAGGGAAUGAUAUUCGUUCCUCCUGCUCUCGGGCAGAUACGCAGACAACCUCACUAAGCAUGAGCCGCUUUCUGGGAAAAGCUGUUAUUUUCUAACUCGAUAAUCUAGGCAGCAUCUUUGUGAUUAGGCCUGGAGCCUGGCAGCCCGGACUCCUGGGUUCUCUCUGCAGCCCUUCCACUGACUUCCCCUCUCCAUGUCCAUCUGGGCUAGUGAGGAUUCAUCUAUGAGUAAAGAGCUUUUGAGUUCCUCGGCUAGAAAUCCCUACAUCAAUGCAGAGCGUGGUGGCGAAAGACUCUCUUUUAUGUACGUCUUUUGCAAGUGAUUUUACCAAAGCUGUUCAGGGCGAUCGCGGGAAUUACAGACCCGUGAGCCCUACUUCUCCAUAUCUGUUAAAUCUGGUUGAAACAAUACACAAAAAUAGAGUUACCAACCAGCUAGAAGAUAGUGAUAUAUGCUAGUGUCUAACCAGCACGGCCUCCCCCUAGGGAAACCCUGCCUCACUAACCUGCUAGAAUUCUUCGAGUGUGUCAAUAAAAUAGUGACUAAA